AUGGCUCAACUUCAAGUAACAAUAGUGGAAGCAAUUAAUUUAAAGAAAAAAGAUUUAUUUAGUGAAAGUGAUCCAUUUGUUCAAAUUUAUCUUGAUAAUAAAAAUAACAAAUAUACAACAAAAGUAAAACAUAAUACAAAAAAUCCUCAUUGGAAUGAAACAUUUGUUCUUAAUGUUUUAAACGGACAAGAUAUUUUAUUCGUUGAUGUUUGUGAUAAAGAUACAAUAAGACAUGAUAAAAUUGGUUCAUUAGAAAUUGAUUUACGAGAUUUAUUCGUAAAAUGUAUUUUUUUUUAUAUUCAAAAAAAACCAAAUAUUUAUUUAUUUUUCUUAGAUAAUAGUGAUAAAUGGUAUGAUUUACCGGCUACAUAUGGUAAAUCAUCACAUGGAAAAAUUCAUCUUGUACUUGAAUAUCAACCAUUAAUUAUUUAA
Adineta steineri is the source of this 432-nucleotide messenger RNA. Lineage: Eukaryota; Metazoa; Rotifera; Eurotatoria; Adinetida; Adinetidae. The record is from the annotation of a GenBank genome assembly.